Molecule: messenger RNA, 1123 nt
Organism: Priapulus caudatus
Lineage: Eukaryota; Metazoa; Priapulida; Priapulimorpha; Priapulimorphida; Priapulidae
Product: elastin-like
Exons: 3
Coding region: 116-739 (207 amino acids)
Source: RefSeq, a predicted model, not a curated record
CGUGGUCGGUCGGUAGAAGGAGACGUUGGUAUAUAAGGGCGACGCGGUGUCAGCGGACGGCACACACAUAUCACGGACACAGACGAACACAACCGCUGCAGCCUCGACAGACAACAUGAAGCUGACACUGCUCACAUUUGCCGUCGUCAUCGUCGCCACCGUCCGCGCCGACGGCUACGGAUCGACGCAGGCGCCGGGUUACUUCACGACGCAGGUGUACGGUCCCGUGAGCAGCGGCGGCCUGCGCGGGUUGGGAGAGCGCAAGGCGUCGCUCAGCUAUGACAGGUCGGGAACGGCGAUCGGAACAGCCUACAACCAGGACCAGGCGACGGCAGACCAGACGGCAGCGAAGAGCCGCGAGUACGACUACAACUACAGGUCCGGUUACAACUACGAGCAACCCAAGACCCUCUACAACUACGACAUUAACGAGCAAAUCUGGGGACUCAGUGACAACUCUGACGUCUACACUGGAGAGGGCGCUACCAGUCGUGGUCUCGGCCGCGUCGGUGGUUUCUCCAGCGGUGGUCUAAGCAGCGGGGGUCUAAGCAGCGGUGGUCUAAGCAGCGGUGGUCUAAGCAGCGGUGGUCUAAGCAGCGGUGCCGCCUUCGCUGGAUUCGGCAAUGGCGGUCACUUUACCGGACUCGGGAGCGGCGCCAGCGUCGGUAGAGGCUACGCGCAUGCGCAGCAGCAACAGCAGCCACAACAACGGCAGCAGCAGCGAUGCAUCUGUUACUAAGCCGGCCACCACCCCAUAUGAAUACAACGGGAGACGUUAGAACAACGAAAUCCGAAAAAAUUUUCAUUUUGAGAAAUCGCGGAUAUGGACACGUUCUGAGCGCGUUAGUAGUAGCAUGAAGAUAGCUGUACGCAUUUGUUCCAGUAUACAUAUGUUCAAUGAUAUGUUCAUGGUAGCAUAGACAUUGCAUGUGAUGCGAUGUGCGGAUGAUACGUAGAUGUAGGAAUUAGAGAUGUGUGUAUUUUAUGAUGGCCUUGAUAAUGACACAGUUGCUGAUUAUACACCGUAUGUUUGUUUGUGAAACGUAAUUAUUGUGUGAGACAGUGUAAAGCAUACUUGUAUACAAAUUAAAAAUACAAUCACACGAUUAUCUAUAUAUAUAUA